Temnothorax curvispinosus is the source of this 1007-nucleotide messenger RNA. Its product is annotated as protein LLP homolog. Gene Ontology annotation, biological process: dendrite extension. NCBI's taxonomy places the organism in Eukaryota, Metazoa, Arthropoda, Insecta, Hymenoptera, Formicidae. Gene Ontology annotation, cellular component: nucleolus. The transcript has 4 exons. Gene Ontology annotation, molecular function: RNA binding. The record is from RefSeq and is a predicted model, not a curated record. Bases 513 to 947 code for a protein of 144 amino acids.
CGUCGCGCGAUUCUCGGAGGAGCUCUACGGAAUUGACAAUCGGAACAAUCGAAAUGCGCAUAUUUUUCAAUUAGCAUACGUAUAAAACUAGAAGCUGACCGCAGCCUAUGUCGCAUAGUAUCAUGCCGAAAAAUUUGAAUGUGGCGAAUGCAGCAAGUGCGGUAAAUGCGACGAUGACGAAAAAUUCGAAUGCAGCGAAUGUGGCGAAUGCGAAGUUAGACAAGACUCAUCUGUUGCAAAAGUACCUACCUCGAUCUAUCCCAACCGGAAAAUGAGAUCCAGGUGCAGUACAUCUGGAUCGACGGAAGUGGCGAGGAAUUAUGUAGCAAGAUCAAAACUCUGAGCUUCGUGCCGAAACAUCCUUCCGGUAACAGAUGGUAACAGAUCUCGAGAUCUCAACUAGUUCGCUAGUUCCGCGUCGAGUGGUUCGGGCGUGGUUCCGCGUGUUUCAAACAUAACCUUCAAUAACCUCUUUUAUUCAACCGCAUGUGCACUACGCACAAGUGUGAAAAAUGGCUAAAUCUCUACGCAGUAAAUGGAAAAGGAAAUGCAGGGCGAUCAAGAGAGAACGUUACGCGGUAAAAGAAUUAGACAGACUGAAGAAAACUCUUGGUAUUGAUGCUAAUUCAUCGAAGGAUGUCGAAAUGGCAGACAUUAGCGAAAUCGCUACUGUUGUCAACGCUGAAAAAGUAAAAGAAGAUGUGAAGGCUAAGCGGGUCAAAGAUGUGGAGCCUCAGACCGAGACAGGUGAAGAACAGAUGGAAGUGGAAGGUGCUAGAGUGUAUAAUAAGAAAACAUUACGGGAUCAAUAUGGCAAUUAUCCUGCGUGGAUGAGCCACAGGAAGAUAAUGAAGCACAAAAAGGGCAGAGCAAAAACGAAAAAAGCAACCAAGAAGCCAGGCAAGAGACUUACUAGACGACAGAAGAAAGCAAAGGAAGAAAAAUAAAAUUCUUUAAUUGUCGAAUCAAUUUUUAUGUUACUUACUAAUUUUUAAAUAUUAUGAAUA